AUGCCCAUUGCCAGCGGUUUCACCCAAGAUCCAAAUCCAAACUAUCAAGUUCGCAAACAAGGUAGAAACGAGUUUUUUGAUGAAACAAUUUAUUACAAAGAUGCGAGCUACGAGAAACCAAUUCAACCGACAGUGAAGCGGCCGAUUAUUAAAGAAACAGUAUUCAUGCCUGAUCGAAAAGCACCACCCAUCGCUUCAAAUCGAGACAUCUAUACAGUUUCACCUGAACUGGAUAAAAGUGUUUACACAACAACGAAUGAGCAAGCAACAAGUUCGUUUAAUCUAAUUCGUGCAUUAGGUUUAAAUGCUGAUUGUCCAUGUUGGGCAUGGAUUUGUAUUAUCUUCAGUAUUCUCCUUCUCCUUGGUCUCCUUGCCAUGUGUUUAUACUUUAUUCUCGGUAUGUUUAUUUGUAAAUCUUAA
Adineta ricciae is the source of this 420-nucleotide messenger RNA. The record is from the annotation of a GenBank genome assembly. NCBI's taxonomy places the organism in Eukaryota, Metazoa, Rotifera, Eurotatoria, Adinetida, Adinetidae.